Molecule: messenger RNA, 1187 nt
Organism: Benincasa hispida (wax gourd)
Lineage: Eukaryota; Viridiplantae; Streptophyta; Magnoliopsida; Cucurbitales; Cucurbitaceae
Source: RefSeq, a predicted model, not a curated record
AUUUGAUAUGUGAAGAAUAGUAAAGUAAAAAGUGAGGACAAAAUUGAGAAUAAAUAAAAGAAGGGGUAAGAUAACAGACACAAAAAGGCUGCACUAACAAUCAUUUCAAAACCCAUUUCAAUUUUCAUCCCUCUUUCUCUCUCCUCAAUUUCCAAUUCCUUAAUUCUUUCUCUCUCAUCUUCUUCUUUGUUUUUAUUUCUCAUUCAAAUUUCAUUCUCAGCUUCUCGAAUCCAGAGAGAGCGAAAGAGAUGUUGAAUCCGGCCAACGAUCUGUUACCGCCGCCGUCUUCUCCGACCAAUUCAUCCAUUUCCUCCUCCGAUCUCGAUACUGAGUCUACGGGUUCGUUUUUCCAUGACAGGAGCACGAGCUUGGGGACUCUAAUGGGGGUCAGCUUCCCGGCGAUUACUUUCCGAGUACCCUCCCAGAACAGAGAUCAACACACCGCUGCGACGGCCGCCGCGGGCGGCGGUUCCCGCAAGAGUAAGAAGACAAAGAGAAAAACGUCAACUGCACCGGCACUGGUUGCAGAUCGGAAACGGCGGUGGUGGCGGCUAUGUAGGGAUGACGGCGUUAAGCCGGCGUCUCUGGGCGAGUUUCUCGAAGUGGAACGGAGAUUUGGGGAUGGUGCUUUCUACGGCAACGCGGUGGAUCUGGAAGGCGUGGUUGCGACAGAUCAACAGAGGAAUGGCCGGUCUUUGUUUGCCGACGGAAGAGUUCUUCCACCGGCGGAAACGGAGGAUGAUACGUCGGCGGCCGGCGCUCUAUGUCGAUUUUCUGUAUCGCUUACCGGAAUUUGCAGCGGCGGUGCCGGUUAAAAUCUGGGAUUUGAUUUGUCCAGUAUAUUUAAAAUGUUAUAUUAUAUUUAAUCAAUCAAAUGCUUUAAUGUGGAAGAAAAAAAGGGAAAAAAUGUCACCUUUAUUGUGUAGGUGACCCUCUUUUCUUUUUCUUUUUUCUUUUUAAUUUUCUUUAAUCAUCUCACAGGUUACUUCUUUCUUUUUCUUUUUUUUUUUCUUUUCGAAAAUAAUUAAAAAAAAAUUAACACUGAGAUCUUCAUCUUUGAAGAUUUUGGAAAUUUUCCUGUUCAAGCUGUGAAUUGUGAACUAUGUUUGAGCAAAAUUCAUAAAUGAAUUUGAAAACAGAUACCCCCAAAUUUCUCUUUUUCCAAUCAUAAAUAACAUAUUUGAUGA